Messenger RNA from Zonotrichia leucophrys gambelii, 898 nucleotides. RefSeq names its product pancreatic and duodenal homeobox 1 (gene PDX1). The record is from RefSeq and is a predicted model, not a curated record. Gene Ontology annotation, cellular component: nucleus. The coding region runs from base 39 to 824 and encodes 261 amino acids. Gene Ontology annotation, biological process: type B pancreatic cell differentiation; regulation of transcription by RNA polymerase II. The transcript has 2 exons. Lineage: Eukaryota; Metazoa; Chordata; Aves; Passeriformes; Passerellidae. Gene Ontology annotation, molecular function: RNA polymerase II cis-regulatory region sequence-specific DNA binding; DNA-binding transcription factor activity, RNA polymerase II-specific.
UGUCCCUAAGCUGCGAAGCCCCCUUGGCCCCGCUCGCCAUGAACUCCGAGGAGCAGUAUUACGCCUCGGCGCAGCUCUACAAGGAGUCGUGCGCGUUUCAGAGAGCCCAAGCGCAGGACUACAACCCCAGCCCCCCCGCCUGCCUGUACAUGGGCAGGCAGCAACAGACUCCCUAUUCCAGCGCCUUAGGGGCUCUCGAGCAAGGCAGCCCUCCAGACAUUUCACCUUACGAGGUGCCCCCCAUCACUGAGGAUGCCGGGGUCUCCCACCUUCAUCACCAUCAUCACCACCACCCUCAUCUUCCUCCUCCCCACCAGGACGCGCUGCCUUUCGCAGACGGGGCGGACGCGGGGGCUGUAGAGGAGCCCCGAGUGCAGGUGCCUUUCGCCUGGAUGAAGUCCACCAAGUCGCACGCCUGGAAGGGACAGUGGACCGGUGGAUCCUACAUGGUGGAACCGGAGGAGAACAAGCGGACGAGGACGGCGUACACGCGGGCGCAGCUGCUGGAGCUGGAGAAGGAGUUUCUCUUCAACAAGUACAUCUCCAGGCCGCGGCGGGUGGAGCUGGCUGUCAUGUUGAACUUGACCGAGAGGCACAUCAAGAUCUGGUUCCAGAACCGGCGGAUGAAGUGGAAGAAAGAAGAAGACAAAAAGCGAGGGGCGGGCAACAGCAAUGACCCCGAGCAAGACUGCGUUGUGUCCUCCGGGGAGCUGCAGACCAAGGAGGAUCUCCAGCCGUGCCCCGCCGGGAACGUUCCCUCGGGAGCCUCCAGGGACAUUCUCGCCCCCAGCCUAGUCCCCAGAAGGCAGCAGGACUCUCGGUGAGCCGCGGGGAGCUCCACGGCCCGGGACGAGGAAAAGGAUGGGACGUGGAAAAGAGCCGAGAGGUUGGGGCCAGC